This is a messenger RNA of Daucus carota subsp. sativus, 1632 nucleotides long. Its product is annotated as 7-deoxyloganetin glucosyltransferase. NCBI's taxonomy places the organism in Eukaryota, Viridiplantae, Streptophyta, Magnoliopsida, Apiales, Apiaceae. The transcript is spliced from 2 exons. The coding region runs from base 8 to 1450 and encodes 480 amino acids. The record is from RefSeq and is a predicted model, not a curated record. Gene Ontology annotation, molecular function: quercetin 7-O-glucosyltransferase activity; quercetin 3-O-glucosyltransferase activity.
UUGAGGUAUGGAUUCAAGCGCAGCAGAGAAACAGGCUCAUGUAGUUUGCGUACCUUACCCGGUUCAAAGCCACAUAAAGGCAAUGUUAAAAAUGGCGAAACUCCUUCACAGCAAAGGCCUUCUAGUUACAUUUGUAAAUACAGAGUUCAAUCACAAACGUUUCCUCAAUUCAGGAGCUCUUCAAUCUCUUGACAGCCUUAAGAGUUUCAGAUUCGAGACAUUACCUGAUGGCCUUCCUGCAUCUGAGGCUGAGGCCACCCAAGACUUACUUGAACUUUCUCGCGCUGUCAUAGAGAACAACAUGCUGCCUGCAUUUCAGAGCCUUCUUUCGAAGCUCAAUGCAGGAACACAUAAGGUCACUUCCAUCCUCUCUGACGGCUUCAUGCCAUUCGCGGCUGAUGCUGCACAUUCACUUGGAAUUCCUGUUGUUCUGCUUUGGACAAUUUCUGCUUGCGGAUUUAUGGGAUUUUAUCAGUUCAGAAAUUUGCUUGAAAGGGGUCUUAUCCCAUUAAAAGAUGAAAGCUAUCUAACAAACGGAUAUUUGGACACCACAAUAGACUGGAUCCCAGGAAUGCCAGAUAUCCGUUUAAGAGAUCUCCCAACCGCUAUCAGGACAACAGAUCCAAAUAAUUUCAUAUUUAACUUCGUCAUGGAAUGUACUCAGAGAGCAAUAAAUGGAACAUCACAUGUACUUCAUACCUACGACGAUUUGGAACAAGAACUUGCAAAUGUCAUCUCAUCUAUGUUUACCAGUGUAUACACAAUAGGCCCUCAACAGAUGCUGCUUGACCAAAUGCCACCUGAUCAGGAACAGCGUCUGAAGAGCAUCGGAUAUAGUCUUUGGAAAGAGGAUAGCACAUGUCUUCAAUGGCUUGACUCUAAAACAGCUGAUUCUGUAGUUUAUGUGAACUUUGGAAGCAUAACAGUCAUGUCUGCAGAGCAGCUUAUGGAGUUUGGCUGGGGUCUUGCUAAUAGCAAUUGCUUCUUCAUAUGGAUCAUUAGGCCAGACUUGAUAAUGGGUGAAUCCGAAGUUACUCUAGGUGUUGAAUUUAUGGAUGCCAUCAAGAAUAGAGGCCUAAUUUCAAGCUGGUGUGCACAAGAGGAUGUCCUCAACCACGUGUCAGUGGGCGGGUUUUUAACACAUGGAGGAUGGAACUCAACCAUAGAGAGCAUAUCAGCUGGAGUACCAAUGCUCUGUUGGCCUUUCUUGGGAGAUCAAACUAUAAACUGCAAGUACUUAUGUGACCAAUGGGAGUGCGGAAUGGAGAUACCUAAUGAUGUGAAUAGAGAUGAUAUGGAGAAGCUGGUUAGACUGUUGAUGGACGGAAUGGAGGGUAAGAGAAUGAGAAACAGGACUUUGGAAUGGAAGAGAAAGGCGAAAAAGGCGUGUGGUCCAGAUGGCUCAUCUUCUCAUAAUUUGGACAAACUGGUUCUGCAUUUGAAGAACUAGAUUGCUAGCACUGAUCUUGCAUUGUCUCUGGGCUUGGCUUGUUCCUAGCAUGACAUGGACUUGCAUCUUAGGCUUGGCUUGGCUACCUGAUUCAUUGUUAAAUUUUAUGAAAGUUCAGUAUAGAUCAUUAAGGUUGGGAUUUAAUAGAUGAAAUAAUUCGAUCAGAUUUAGUUUUUCGAGCA